CAGUUGCCAUGUUCCGAAACAGCUGUUUGUCACGGCGCUGUCGAUUCGCGGUCCAGCGUCAAACCUUUCACGCCGCAUAAUUCAUUAAUAAUGUUACAAUGUUUAUUAACGGCGUAGGCUUUGUUUGUUAAUCGUGACCGCGUGGACGAUGAGUAAUGAAAAUUCAAUAACGUAUGUGUCGCUUUCGCGGAACACUGUAUAUAUCAGAUAAAGAGAUUAUUUGUUUCGGAGUGACUAUUGUUGAGUAGAUUUUAAAAGAUAAAAAAAUGAAUAACGUUCUUACGUCUUCAAUAAAGACUGUUAGCCAGAAGAUAGUAUCUGGUGAAAUUCGUCCAUCGGAACUGAUAAAAGCUACUCUGAAUCUGACUGCAACUGUUAAACCUCUCAAUCCAUUUAUUACUGUUACAAGUGAACUUGCAAAACAACAAUCUCAUGAAUCAGACAAAAGACAAAAGAAAAAUGCAUUGUUGGGACCACUUGAUGGGAUUUCAAUUGCUGUCAAGGAUAACUUUUGCAUAGCUAAACAACCUACAACUUGUGCAUCCUUGAUGCUUGCCAAUUUUAUACCUGGUUAUGAUGCUACUGUUUAUAAGAAAUUGAAAGAAUCCGGUGCUGUUUUGAUUGGAAAAACUAAUUUGGAUCAGUUUGCUAUGGGUGCUGGCACUGUUGACUCUUAUUAUGGGCCUUCUAAAAACUUGUGGGGUUCAGAGAUUAUGAAGAAUUAUAUUUUUGAUGAUUAUUUCCAUGACGAAGAGAUACAGUUUGCUGAUAUCUUGUCCAAUGAAAAUAAGUGGUAUAUAGCAGGAGGAAGCAGCGGAGGUUCAGCCAUAGCAGUUUCAACAGGAACAUGUUUUGCAGCUUUGGGCUCAGACUCUGGUGGCUCUACUAGAAAUCCAGCCUCAUAUUGUGGCAUUGUAGGUCUCAAACCAACGUAUGGCCUAGUCUCUCGACAUGGUCUCAUACCCCUAGUCAAUUCCAUGGAUGUACCUGGAAUAAUGACAAGGACCAUAGAUGAUGCAAUUCUAAUGCUUAACACGUUGGCUGGACCCGACCCACUGGAUUCAACAACUUUGAAAGAUCCAUAUAUUCCUUUCCAAUUAUUGUCACCUGUAGAUGUGAGUGGAUUAAGGAUAGGAUUGCCAAAGGAAUAUAGAUGUAAUGAAUUGUCAGAAGAGAUGGACUCAAAUUGGGUAGAAAUAAGUCAGUUGUUAGAGGAAGGAGGAGCCAGGGUAUUCCCAGUUUCACUUCCUCAUACAGAAUACUCAAUAGUAUGUUACUCUGUUCUUAACCAAUGCGAAGUCGCUAGCAACAUGGCUCGAUACGACGGUAUAGAAUACGGCUACCGAGCUGACGUGUACACCUCGACGGAGGAACUGUACGCGCAGACACGAAGUAAAGCCUUCAACGACGUGGUGCGAAGUCGAAUUCUCGCUGGCAAUUACUUUCUGCUCUCGGAGAACUACGACGACUACUUUGUCAGAGCGAUGAAAGUGAGACGACUCAUAGCCGAGGACUUUGACCGCUGCUGGCAAUCUGGUGUCGACAUUCUCCUCGCACCGACGACCCUCGGCGAAGCGCCAACUUAUCGCGACUUCGUCAGCGUCGACAACCAGACGCAGUGCUCGGUUCAAGACUUUUGCACUCAGCCAGCGAACAUGGCUGGGAUACCAGCUGUAAGCGUGCCCAUCAAAUUAUCCAGAAGAGGACUUCCGUUGUCGCUGCAACUGAUGGCUCCAAAACUCUGCGAGGAGAGGCUACUUGCAGUUGCCAAGUGGAUCGAGGACGUCGUCAAGUUUCCGAGACUCGUUCUUAAGGACGACGCAUUAAUUAAAUAAUUUCGCUCGUUAUAAGCGCUUGAGUGCGCCACCGAUAGAUGCUUUUUAUAAGAUUGUCGCCAUGAUGAUAAAGUUGCGAUUGUUACGAGAGUUAUUGGGAGAAUUGAGGAGUUAUUGAUAUUUGUUGAAUUUGAGUAAAUAAAAUUUUAUAUUUG
Phymastichus coffea is the source of this 1990-nucleotide messenger RNA. RefSeq names its product glutamyl-tRNA(Gln) amidotransferase subunit A, mitochondrial (gene GatA). The coding region runs from base 267 to 1835 and encodes 522 amino acids. Lineage: Eukaryota; Metazoa; Arthropoda; Insecta; Hymenoptera; Eulophidae. Gene Ontology annotation, molecular function: glutaminyl-tRNA synthase (glutamine-hydrolyzing) activity. Gene Ontology annotation, biological process: mitochondrial translation; glutaminyl-tRNAGln biosynthesis via transamidation. The transcript is spliced from 2 exons. The record is from RefSeq and is a predicted model, not a curated record. Gene Ontology annotation, cellular component: mitochondrion; glutamyl-tRNA(Gln) amidotransferase complex.